AUGUAAGCUUAUACUUGGGGGUAAGCGAUGGAGAGGGGUUGGCAUAAGGUUCCACCCAAGCCAUCGCUUACCCCCAAGUAAACACAAUGUAAGUUGGGUACGAAACGUGUACGAAACUACCUGAACGGUAUGGCAGCCGCCCGUGCCUGGGUGAGGAAUACGAUCUGCUUGAUCUGGGAGUACACGUGUUCGGUGUUUCGAACGGUUUGGAGUGUUACGGAAGCCAGGUAGAGUUAUGCAAAGGGGACAGAUAGAUGCAGACCUCUUAACGCCGAAUCUCAUCAGAUAUAAAGUCCAAGGACCAUCCUCGUUGUUCAGUGCUUUACCUUUCUCUGUAGACAUCUUCACUCACCUUCAUACCUUUCAACCGACUCAACACCAAAACAUCAUCACCAUCACAAUGGCGGACCUCAAGCCCAUCAAGCUCUACGGCCACACCGGCCCCAACCCUCCCAAGGUGUACAUGCUCCUCGCCGAGCUCGGCCUUCCCAUCGACCUGGACCACAUCCAAAUCUCCGAAGCCAAGAGCCCCGAGUUCGUCAAGAACGUCAACCCCAACGGCCGCCUGCCCGCCAUCCAGGACCCCAACACGGGCCUCACCCUCUGGGAGUCCGGCGCGAUCCUCGAGUACCUGACCGAGACCUACGACAAGGAGCACAAGCUCAGCUUCGCCCCCGGCACCAACGACUUCUACCUCGCCCGCCAGUGGCUCUACUUCCAGACCACGGGCCAGGGCCCCUACUACGGCCAGGUCGCGUGGUUCAAGAGAUACCACCCGGAGCCGGUGCCCAGCGCUGUCGAGAGAUAUGUCAAGGAGUUGAACCGCGUGACCUCUGUCAUGGAGGGCCACUUGCAGACGCAGAAGGAGCAGUACGGUACUGAGGAGCCGUGGUUUGUGGGCAACAAGUUCAGCUAUAUCGAUAUUGCGUUUUUGCCUUGGCAGCACAUUAUCACUCUCCUUGCGAGCAAGGAGGAGUAUGAUGAGGAGAAGUACCCGUUGGUUCACGGCUGGUUGGAGAGGUUGAGGGCGAGGCCGUUGAUUAAGGACGCUUUGGAUGUCAUCCUUACUGGUCGUAAGAAGGAGGAGUAAGGAAGGGCUUCCAUUGGGGGAGUAGCUUGAGAGGAUGAUGGUGUAUUUGUAUGUUUGAGCGAAGCCUGCUGGAUAUAUAUUUCAGAUGGUUGGAUAUAAAUGGUAUCAUUUUCCUAAAAAAAAAAAACCGAGUAGCUGCUGGGUUGGUGAUGUUUGAGUCAAUCUGAGAAUCAAAGAUGCCUCCUUGUUCUGUUAUGGUCAGUUGGAGUGUCAAGCGUCUACACGAGAUUUCGUGCAACCGGCAUAGGUACGGGGUGCACUAGGGGACCUGUCGCAUGAUACAUAUUAAUCCGAGUAAGCAAGACUUCAUGGUAUCAAAGUUAAAGCAUUCGACCAAGUGACUUUGAGUCUCGAUAUGAAAAGUUGAAGAAGAGAGGUGAUGGAUGUUGUA
Messenger RNA from Neurospora tetraspora, 1481 nucleotides. Its product is annotated as glutathione S-transferase. The transcript has a single exon. Lineage: Eukaryota; Fungi; Ascomycota; Sordariomycetes; Sordariales; Sordariaceae. Bases 236 to 1090 code for a protein of 284 amino acids. The record is from RefSeq and is a predicted model, not a curated record.